Molecule: messenger RNA, 949 nt
Organism: Cuscuta epithymum
Lineage: Eukaryota; Viridiplantae; Streptophyta; Magnoliopsida; Solanales; Convolvulaceae
Source: the annotation of a GenBank genome assembly
UUCGGCUCCAAGAUACGUUCUCCCCCUCUUUCUAUAAAUGAUCUCCAAACUCUAUCCUGACUGCAUAUCAAAAUCUCCACAAAAAAUUUCAAAAGAAAAGCAGAGAGGAUCAGAGGAAGAAGAUAAGGAGUCUGAAAUCGAGAAAGAGAGAUGGGUGGAGGAACAGAAGCUUUUUCAGAUUUAGGAAGCCAUUGCCAAAACUCCGAUUGCCGCCAACUCGAUUUUCUCCCCUUCCGAUGCGAUGCUUGUGACCACGUUUUCUGCUCCGAACACAGAUCGUAUAAAUCUCACGACUGCCCCAAAUCGGACCGCAAUAACCGGAAGGUGGUGAUUUGUGAGACCUGCUCCAUGUCAAUGGAGACCACCGGCUGCGACGGCGAAGAUGAGAAGGCCGUAUUACUGAGGCACGAGAAAUCCGGUCAUUGCGACCCGAAAAAGAAGAAGAAACCCACCUGUCCGGUGAGGCGGUGCAAAGACGUGUUGACUUUUUCGAAUACGAGCUAUUGUAAGACUUGCCGGAUCCGGGUAUGCUUGAAGCAUCGAUUCCCGGCGGAUCACGGUUGCAAUGCUGGAGCCGCAUCCUCGAUUUCCGUCGGGUCACGGUUGAUCAAGGAUCUAGGGGGAGUUGGCAAUAAGUUUAUGAUUGCUUUUGCUGCAAGGAAUGGGAAAGAUUGUGGGAAGGAUGGUCAAGCAUCUAAAUCUUCUCAAUCUUCCACGCCCUCUUCGGUUAAAGCUUGUUGAAGAUUUGGAUUGAAAUCCCUUCCUUAGUAUGUUGUCUUACAUAUACAAGUAGCAAAAACGAUGUAAUCUGCUGUUGUACGUUUAAAGUUCUCAAUAAAAGGUUGCCCAGUUACUUGUCCUCCAUUUUGUCUCAACAUGCUAGUUUACUUUGCCAUUUAAUAUGAACUUCAUACUUUGCAAUUUGUAAUUGUGAUAAAAUUUAGGCUCC